UCGCUUGCUGAAACAUUUUUUGCAAAUUCGGUCACACUGCGAUUUACUCUGUUAUGGUUUUUCGUGAAAAUGUCCACAUACUACUUUGUUAUUGUGGGACACAAUGAUAAUCCCAUCUACGAGAAAGAAUUCAGUACGGUGAACAAAGAACUAAGGAAAGAGGACCACAGGCACCUCACCCAGUUUAUUGCCCAUGCCGCCUUGGAUUUGGUGGAUGAGCACAAAUGGAAGACGGCCAAUAUGCAACUGAAAUCCAUAGAUAGAUUCAAUCAGUGGUUUGUUUCGGCCUUCAUCACAGCCAGCCAAAUACGAUUCAUCAUCGUUCAUGACAAUAAAAAUGACGAGGGCAUCAAAAACUUCUUCAACGAGAUGUAUGACACGUAUAUCAAACACUCCAUGAAUGCAUUCUAUCGCAUCAACACACCCAUUAAAUCUCAGAUGUUUGAAAAAAAGUCGGAGAUCUUUGGCCGGAAGUAUCUGUUAUCCUAAAUUUGUUAUAACCUGUAGUAAAUAAGUAACCGUGUAACAUAAAACUUCAACUAAUUUGAAAGCAUAA
Drosophila erecta is the source of this 556-nucleotide messenger RNA. It is a transcript of the gene Trs20, whose product is annotated as probable trafficking protein particle complex subunit 2. The transcript is spliced from 2 exons. The record is from RefSeq and is a predicted model, not a curated record. The coding region runs from base 70 to 489 and encodes 139 amino acids. Gene Ontology annotation, biological process: endoplasmic reticulum to Golgi vesicle-mediated transport. Gene Ontology annotation, cellular component: cytoplasm; TRAPP complex; nucleus. NCBI's taxonomy places the organism in Eukaryota, Metazoa, Arthropoda, Insecta, Diptera, Drosophilidae.